Molecule: messenger RNA, 1403 nt
Organism: Elaeis guineensis (African oil palm)
Lineage: Eukaryota; Viridiplantae; Streptophyta; Magnoliopsida; Arecales; Arecaceae
Source: RefSeq, a predicted model, not a curated record
GCCAUGGCAGAGCUUGGAGAGACCUCUGUUUCGUCUCCUCCUCCAUCCAAUCUGAUGAAGGCAAAGCCGGUUGUCGUUAGGGUUAAGAGAAAGCUUUCUCAGGCGAGACUCGACGCCUUCUGGUUGGAGAUCAAUGAAAGGCCACUUAAGAGGGCCUUGUUGGAUCUUGGAAGCCUCUCCAUCUCUGAUUGCUCCACGGGAAAAGUCCUCAAGGAGUCAAGAACAAAGAAGCUAUUGGUGCAACAUGUUGAGACUAUAAGGCACUCUGAAGCCAUUAAAGAUGUUUUGCAUUCUUUUCUGCAACCUGGUUCUAGUGGUUCAAAAGAGUUCAAAAGGAAGAUUGAAGAGCGGAGGAGUGCACAUAAACAAGAUAAACAGAAGCAAGAUCAGCUACGGUCUGCAGCUAUACAAAAGCAUGAGGAUCUAGCAAGAAAUGCUCGUUUUGAACAAAUAUGGAAGAGCAGAAGGGGCUGUACAGAUCCGGAUGAAGAUUCCUUGCGCGAAUUAUGCCAUCUUUAUGAUGUUGUUCAAGUUGAUGUUGAGGAUAGGACAUCUAGGAAGGUGCAAAAGCCAGAAGUUUCCGAUCUUGAAGAUAACGCCAUUUUGUGUAACUAUCUGCCACUGAUAAGGGAAUAUCUUCCAACAGCUGCUGCAGAGAUAGAAUCUGAUAUGCGUGCUUAUGCAUCCAGAGAAGAUAACUAUGUCUAUGACUUGUACACUGUGGAUGAUGGUUUGAAAAAUAACGAGGCAGACAAGGCAAUUGAUUAUCCACUGGUGCAAGUAGAUGUUGAUGAUGAGUAUUAUGAUGGCCCCCUGCAAUCGGAAUAUGAAAGUGAUGAUUCAAAUGCUGAAGAUAAUCCAAGGAAUGAUUAUCCUGACGAAGAGUUAUCUAGGGAUGAUGAAGAUGAGGAUAGAGACCCUUUCAAUGAUUUGGAAGGUUCAGACUCUCAAUAUGAAGAAGAAAUUGUUGAUGUUGAUGAAGAAUCUGAAGAUGACCAGAGAUAUGAAUAUCACGGAGACCAACAUUAUACCUAUCCAGAAAACAAGUUUGAUAGGAUCCGUAAUGCCAAGUUUUUGUGAUGAUGCAUGCCUUAUACCAUUGUAUUGUCCAAGUUGCAAUCACUUUUGCGAAUCUCUGAUUGCACACUCCGUCAAAUUAGCGUUACUUACAAAGUAUGAUGUCAAAACUUUAUUAGCUGGAAAAUACUGCCUUAUCUGAAGCAUAUUGUUGAAAAUGUGCUCCUGAGAAUAUUUUUGUUUAUAAGGUUGCUCAUGUCUGUGGAUUCCCAUUGUUUGGUCUAACAUUUUUGGUGACUACAGAGUCAGAUGAGAGUGAGUGGCUUUGUAUAGGAUUAUCAGUAAGGGGUGCUAAUCUACCAUUGUUCUAUUGAUCGAGUGCAACC